AUGGAUACAUCACGAGACUCAUCGAACCUGCUCGACACGCACAACCGCCUCAUCGCAGACGUCCUCUCGCGGUUCCGCAUGCUGACGAUGCUCGCGACGAUCCAAGCCGAAGGCGAGCGCAAGAACGCCGAGCCGCAGACCGUCGCCGUGACGGGCAUGUCGAUGCAGAUCGAGUUUGAAGGCCUGCACACCUCGAUCAAGGACCUCCUCGCCCUGAGCCGCCGCCUGAAGGAGCUUUGGCUCUUUGGCAAGCUGGGCCGCGGCGAAGGCGACGCCCGCAUUCAGGCCGACAAACUCCAGGCCGACGUCGUGCGCUGCGCGGAGUUGCUCAACGCUAUCCAGGAGAGGCGGUACGCCGGCCUGGCGAGCGCGGCGGGCGGCAAGUGGGCGCCGAUG
Molecule: messenger RNA, 396 nt
Organism: Colletotrichum navitas
Lineage: Eukaryota; Fungi; Ascomycota; Sordariomycetes; Glomerellales; Glomerellaceae
Exons: 2
Biological process (GO): regulation of transcription by RNA polymerase II
Cellular component (GO): mediator complex
Molecular function (GO): transcription coregulator activity
Source: RefSeq, a predicted model, not a curated record